Anopheles funestus (African malaria mosquito) is the source of this 7548-nucleotide messenger RNA. Its product is annotated as mucin-5AC. Lineage: Eukaryota; Metazoa; Arthropoda; Insecta; Diptera; Culicidae. The record is from RefSeq and is a predicted model, not a curated record. Gene Ontology annotation, molecular function: protein tyrosine phosphatase activity. The transcript has 11 exons. Bases 681 to 5051 code for a protein of 1456 amino acids. Gene Ontology annotation, biological process: protein dephosphorylation.
GGAGCGGCUCACGCAUUUGCUGCACUUGUGUCAAUUCAUUCAGUGCGGAUUCAUUCGAUACUUUGCCACCUAGAAAGACGGACGUACGUCGGUAGUGGUCGCGUCAGAGCUAGUUUAGUAGUGCUACGGGGUAGCAAAUAGGUGUUAAGAUACAAUUCAAAUCAAAAACAGAAGCAAACCUUCAAAAGUGUAUGUGUGUUCCGUGCAUAAGAAGUAGUAGUCUUUCUAGGGUGUACAGAUUUCAUGAAAUUAUUCUCCUAGCAAUAGUUUGAUCAAUAGACUUCAGCGAGCGGCAAAAUUUGCAAGUGACGAACCUACGGUAUUGCAUCAAACUGUGACUUGACGAUAUCGAAGAGCAAAAGAUUUCGGUAAGACGAUCAGCUUACGACGUUCAGCACAAAGACACCGUAGCUGGCGGAAUGUGUAUUGCAAUGACUGUUCGAUCUACACGAUUUGCUGAGGUUUAAAUUCUUCGCAAUACUUUACAGCAAGUGGUCCUAAGAAAGUGAACAAUCCUACAGGCACAAGAGGAUAGAAGAAUGACCAGCACCUCACCGAGUGCUACUGCAUCACACUGUAGAGUAGUGUUACUGUGAGAAAGUGGAAAGUCUCGCAAAACCCGGGCGUGUUUCUGUACACCACCAUCACCACCAGACUAGAGUGAUCAAACUUGCAAACAGAUGUUAGAACAAAAGAAGUUAAAUCGACAAGCGUCCAGAAUGGCACGGUUUGUGGCAUUGGCGGCAUUGGCUGGGUGUCUUUUGAUGCUCAACAGCUAUGCGCCCUCUGUACAGGCACGUGUAAUCGUACGUCGCCAGGCAGAGGAAUCCGUCCCAACAGUGGUUUCAAACAAUGCAGAACAAAUGGUAACGGAUGCGGUGCCAGAAGUGACAACGUUGGCCCCAACAGACGAAGAUGCAGCUAAUAAGGUGGCAACUACUCCACCCCGACCAAACGAUCGUUUCGAACAGUUCCCGGCCGAGGGUUUAAACUCGGACAGUGCCGUCAUUUCGGCUGAUGUAAGUGAAGAUGAGCUAACGUCUUCCCUUGCGGAAACGAUGGAACGGGAGGAAGAAGCUAUUGCUGCGACUACGCUAGCACCAUCUGGUGAGGAAUCCGUAGGACAAGACUCGUCCGGUACGGUCGAGGAGGAUAGUGCGAAUUCUUCAUCGUCACAAGCAACGAAUGAAUCGCUGAGCGAUAGCCAACAGCAAUCAGAUAGUGGUGCGUCCGAUAAGAGUGAAGAUUCAACGGAAUUGUCCGCUGUAAAUACUGUGGUAUCUGCAGAAUCUACGGCAAACAAUGCAAUUACCACACCGGCUCCAACAGCCGCACCGGCUCGUUCGGAUGCCCUAAAUGAGUUGGGCUCCGAAGUGGAGAACCUUAGCAGUGGUAGCGGAUCAUCGUCAGUGGAGUUACAAACAUUGGAAUCGGAACCGUCCGCUGAAUCGGACCAAAGUUCGAGACCUGAAAGUACGGAACAAACCGUCCAGCAGCAGGGUCCCAUUGUGCAGGAUACGGUGGCCGAGGAGACCACCACCGAGGUCAGAGUUGAUGAUGAGGAUGUGAAUAGUGUCGCCGCAGUAACCGCUGUGCCCGUUCCCGAGGCUAACCCAGACGCGGAAACAUUAGGUGCCGCGGGCACGAAUCGUACCGAGGACGAUGGUGAACGGUUCGACUUAAGUAGGUAUACGGCGCCAUCCAACUACUCGCAGGGUGCUGUAUUGCGGAACGAAAGUUCCACUGUCGACGAGGUGUCGUUCGAUGAUGCUGCAACAGAACUCAGUACGGAGGAACCUUUGCCGGUGACCACGCUAUCGACACUUAACGUUGACUCGGAAGAUGAAUCCACCUCCAAUGGAGUCCGUGUGAACGAAAGCGUCGAAAGAAACAGUUCCGUGUCGGUGGAAAGGACACAGAUCGAAACGACUGCUUACGAAGAAUCUUCGAAUGAGGUGGACCGCAACCAGACACAAACCGGUACGAUCCCAUCCCGUACCAAGAAGGGUAAAUUCUUGGACCAGUUCAAUGAGGAAACUACGGAGGACAAUGAUAUUAAUCUGCCGAAUGGGGCUGCCUGGGCAUUGGCCGGAAUGCGUAUGGUGGAGCGAAAGCAAUCCGACGUUGGUCAGGCUGUGAGUGAAAGCACGGAAACUGUAAGGGACGAUAGCGAGAAUGUGGUGGCCAACAAUACGCUUAAGCAGCUGAUGGAUUGGGCAAUAAUUAUGCAGCAAGCGGACUUUGCGAAUAGUUCGUUCGUGCGUUCCACCGUAUCAUCCGAUGAACCGUCGGUUGGUAAGGAUAGACGAACGUAUGCGAAUAAGGUCCCGACUGUCGAGGGUGGCGAUGUUCUGAGCGAGGAGAAUCGGUUGACUGCCAUCGUAACAGAAGCAGCACCAACGAGAGCCGCCAAUGAUGGUGAGAGUGUGGCCACCGAAGCGGAAGAUGCGAAUGUAGUCGAUACGACGUUUGUCCCAUCAACCGAGAAACCGAAUAACGAUGGACAAGAGUUGGAAGAUUUCAAAUUUGAAGAUCGAUCAACUAGCAGCACAACGAUGGCGAAUGAAGUUGUGGGCAGUAGCGACAGUGGAAACGUUGUUCCUACCACUACGAGACGUACUUAUGAAGUUAGUGAAAAUGUGGACGAAACUGAGUUAGCUACGAAGAUUCGUAAUACACCGGAAAUUCGUACGUCAACAACGACAACACAACGAUCGGACGUUAGCACCGGUUUCGGUAUGUUUGAGGACGUCCCAGUGACGACAUACUCGCCUGUGGCACCGAUACUGAGACGUACGGAACAAACGACACCUCCGAUACCGAUUACCACCAUGAUUACUCGCAUCGCUAGCACGAUGCCUGCAAGACGUCCAAUCACCUUGCAGCAAGAACUCGCUGGCAUUACCACCACGGAUGUGUCAAUGAAAGAAGCUACAAGCACAGACUUGGGUAGUGCAACAUUCACCACGACAGUAUCAAACAGCGAAUUACCACCAGUGCUGCGUGAAGGUUCCGACUCGAAGCCACUAGAUCAGGACACAACCGAAUUUUCGGAAGUGAACCAAAAUGUGCGCACCGACGAAAGACUUCCGGUACCCACCACAACCACCAUUUCUACUGUGACCACCGUUGUGCCGAACCUUUCCAGUGCGACGCAAACGAACAAUGUUGAGUUUGAUGAUUCCUCUGCGGGUGAAAACUUAAUUGGACAGUCGAGCGUAACUACGGAACGUUCGGAAUCACCUCAGCUGACCACCGACGAGACGGCUGACGAGGGUGGCAAAGUUCCGAUUGUGCUGGACGACAAGCAUCUGUACGACAUGGUUUCGACGACAACAAUCGUUGCAACAACCACUACGAGCACGUCUUCUUCAGCCCCAACAACGGAGCACAGCUCUGGUGUAGCGGUGAAUGGUUCCGGACAAUCGGUUGGCAUUUCGGCCGAAGCUUACACUACACGCCGCACAAUUGAUCGUUCCAUGACGACAACCGAACUGUCCGAGGAGGAAUCCGUCACCGAGGAAGACUACAUUGAGCUGAACAAUGUGCCAGCUGCGGGAGGCACUAGUAAACCUCAGGGAGAUGGUCAGAAUCAGACAGAUCAAUCGGAACAGGGUGUACAGCGGCAGGACACUAACGGUACGACGGAACAGUCUCAGAGUGAACCGGCUGCCGAAGAGGAUAACAGUGUUGUCGUGGCUGUAGUGGCCAGUAUUGUGAGCGUGAUUGUGGUGCUACUAUUGAUAGCGGCUUUCAUGUACUAUCCGCCAUUGCAGAUCGUGUUCCGCAAGCGUCAGAAUCAGGUUUCGUACGGACAACGCUGUCGUCCGGUUGGGCUGGAUGCGUACAGCUUGGACAAUGUGUCCGUGUAUAACAGUGUCCGCCGGAAGGGUAAUACGGCACGGAUGUCCAAACGCUCGUAUGGCAAUUCAGCGUUCGAGGAUCCUAACUUCAAAACCAAUCCACUGACGGUGGCAGAGCUGGCCAACAUUAUCCACAAUAAGACGGCCAUUUACGACGAGUUUAAGGAGAUCCCGAACGUGACGGCACGUGCUGAUGAGGUACCGGAAGGAUGUGAGGAUAAGAAUCGGUACGCAAACGUAGUUCCAUUACCGGAAACGCGCGUUCAUCUGAAGCGGAUGAGCGACGAUGAGAAGACGGAAUACAUUAAUGCCAACUUUGUGAAGGGUCCAAAGGAUUCUGCCAACUAUUACAUUGCCUGCCAGGCACCGAUGGAGAACACGAUCAACGACUUUUGGCGCAUGGUGUGGGAGCAAAACUCGAAAGUUAUCAUCAUGGCAACGGAUCUGAGCGAAAACGGUGUGGAAAAGUGUGCCGAAUAUUUACCGCCAUCGGUUGUGCUGGACAAUAGUCGCACGUUUGGAGAUUUCCAGCUAACGUUGAAAAAUCGUGAAAACAAGGAGAAGUAUACAAUCUCGACGGUGCACAUGCGCCACACGCCCAGCAACACAAUGCGCGAGAUCAUGCACUUCUGGUAUCAGUGGCCCGAUACGGGCGUCCCGAUCGACGAAUCGUCCAUCAUCGGUAUGCUGCUGGAGGCACGCACUUACCUGAAACUUUCCCCCUCGGAGCUGGCGGAAUUUGCCACGAUCGCCGAGGAGACCGAGGAAUCACCUGUCCAGCCAAGCGAAGCUGCCAACGGAACGGAUACCACCAAUGCCAGCAAUAAUAAUAAUAACAACAACAAUAAUAACGCCACUAGCAAUGGUACGGCGGGCGCGGGCAAAGAACCGACCAGCAUCGUCAGCAACGGUGGCACUAUGGACAAACACAAAUCGUUGCAACGAACUCAGGGACCACUCACCGUGCACUGUUCGCCGGGAACUGGACGUACCGGAACGCUAGUCGCAUGUGACAUUGCGCUGCGUCUACUAGAGGUGCCACCGCGUACGGUGGAUCUGCCACAGAUAGUGUACUACGUACGGCGAGGACGGGCCAGUGCCGUCCGAACACGGGAACAGUACGAACUGAUCUACAGGGUAGCUAACGUGUACGCGACCAAAUUGACGGGACCGACCAUAGAAACAUAGGAAAGACUCAUUUAAAAUCAAGUAUUGUGAGUAUGUUCGACACACCUCGGAUGGAGAUGAGCGAUCCAUCGGUCCACGAUCCUCCAGAGACUCGAUCGACGCGAUUGAGGGGAAGCGAAGAGGAAGAAGAAAGGAACGUAAACCAGCACUACCAGAACAAAACAUGCAGCAAUCAAGGCAACUAAUGGAGUGCUAUGUGUCCUCCAGUGCGUCAACUACCAGCAAUACACGGAAAGUGUUGAAACUACCCAUCCACUAGCAUCUUGCAAUUUCCAGUUGCACCGCAAACUAUAAACACUUCAAUCACUGACCCUGUUCUAAGGCUUCCCCCUCGUCGUGCAGACUCUAGCCUGCUAAUAAACAGUCGUCGCUAGGUGAGAUCGACAGUGACACAGACACCGUCGGUAGCCGGGACGAUGAUGCUGACUGUCUCGCCUUCAGCGUAACAGGUAGUCAGCAUGAUCGUUCCUGCCGCGUGCUUCGGUGUCGGGGAUUACUCAUAAUACUUGAUUUUAAUCUCUAGCAGGGACUAGAGAAAAUCGCGAUAAUCCUUCAUCCUAUUCCUAAAUGCAAGAAGUAGUAGAAAACGAAAAAGUAUUUGCUUAAUCGCGGCGAAAUCAAUAUUGCAGGUGUUUAGGAAACACGCGUGCAACCUCUUCGAGAAUGCACGUGGUGCGUGAUGGAAGCAAACAACCCCGCAAAACGAUGCCUUAAAUAUUGAUAAAUGGGGGAAAACAAACACUUUAGCAAGGUUAAAAUUUGGCUCAAAUCUCAAUAUCUCAUCCACUGAUGUAAUUCUUUACAACUGUUUUUUCUUUCGCUGUUUCACUGUGGGUUGGGGUAUUGUUUUGUACAUGUGAAGAUCCGCGGUAUAACGUUAUAUCCUUUGUUUUGUUUGUUUUGUGUCGUACCCGUGAUGGUUCGUUGGGAAUGGCAUCCCUUUGUUCUGUCCAAAAUUAGCAUAGAUAUGUAUAGCUUAUGAAAGCAGCAAUGUAAAAGGAGAAUCGUUUAACGAUCAGCUCAAUACAGCGUGUCUAGCAGUUGCACUAGAAUUGGAAAAGGACUGCAAUGUUUUCGGCAGGAUAGAAUAGAUUUGUCUUAGCCUUGGCAUCAGAAACUAUCAAACUAACCUUCAAGAAGACCCCAACGAUCACGGGGAGUGUCGUACAGGGGAGAUAGAGAAAGAGAGGGAGAAUAUAUCGGAAGGACAACUUUGUUUUGUUGCAAUAUAGGAAGUAAUGGAGCAGUUAAACUCAAUACAUUUAUCAUCUAUGACACUCUUAGGCUAGGUAAGGAAUUAGGAUAAGAAAAGUGUCCCCAGCCCGAUGUUCUCUCCCUUGUGUCGUUCCUUCCCGCUCCUCAGAGGUUAGAUAGAUUUCGAAGGCAGCUUUCGUCCUGGCAAUUUAUAGCACUGAUUGUCCGACAAUUCGAAAUGAUCGUCUAAUUGAAACGAGCGAUGAAUAGAAACUAACUGACGAAAGAUUUGAUUAGAAAUGUGAUACUUUAGCUACGGGAUAUUUACACCGAAAAAGGAAGACACACUUACCUAUUAUUAUACACGGCAUAGAUUUAUAGGCAAAUUUAUAACUAGAACGAAAAAAAAACGGAGGGAGAAAGCGCGUGAAGCUACCGAUUGCAACAUAUCCCAUCUGCACAAGUACCCCACAGAGUGUAGAGAAUGCCCACCUUGGCAAACAUAAGCUUUAGCAUAAGAUGGGUACCGAUUUCAUACAGCUAAUGACGCUUUUCGUUUUGUGUACAUUUGCCACGAUUGGGUGUUGCAUUAAUUAUACAGCGUAAACUUCGCCCUUUACCUGAUAUUUUGAUCCUUGCUAACAGAGACAGUCGGUCGUUAAUAGUGGCAAGACUUGUUCCACUUAAAAAAAGAAGCCAAACAGCUCAAAUUUAUCACAGGCACAAUAACAGAAUUUGUGUAAUUAUUUAUCCUACUGGUGAAAAGCGUUCCGUAAUGCAAAUCUGUUGUUGGCUAUUUUUGUUGUUGUUGUGUAAGUACAAUCCACACAUCAAGCGUAAACUAAUGUCCAUCUGAGGCUGAAAACUUAACGUAACGACAAGCAAUUGAAAGAGAUUUCUAAAUCCGUGUCGCGGUUCGAGGGGGGAAUUAUACUCCCCCGGACCAUGUACCUUGUAAGAGAAAGGCAACGUGUGUAAGAAGUAAAAAAACAACAGACUGUAAUAACAGUUUUCCUUUGCAGGGCUGGUACUGUUAGAGCAGUACUACCACGUGUUGUAUUGACCACUAUUAGGAGCGAGGGGUUUCGAUAUUACUAUAAUCGCAAAAUGUUUGGGUGCUAUUACUUCGGGUUAAUAUGAGUGGAAGCGCACAACAAAAAGGUGGGUUCGCACCGUCCGGACCUGGUACCCUUCUAGAGUCUAUUUCGAUGUUAUAAUUCCUAAGCGUACCGCCGACUAGCUGGCCCUGCCAGUGUGGUAAGCGCUAUAUUAGAAGACAAAUAUUAAUCGGAAAGAAAAACAA